Messenger RNA from Rhopilema esculentum, 9097 nucleotides. NCBI's taxonomy places the organism in Eukaryota, Metazoa, Cnidaria, Scyphozoa, Rhizostomeae, Rhizostomatidae. The record is from RefSeq and is a predicted model, not a curated record.
UAACGGGUCACUGGGUAUCCAUGGUAUUCUAAAGCUCCGGCGAACCAGUGUUUGACACCAGCGUUGCUCAGCUAUUCACUUCAAAUCGGCCAAGCGUAGCAAAACUUUUCCUCAUUUUUUCAAGGAUAUUUUGUUUUUCCAGCCCUACGUUUCGAAAAGAGGUUCGAAAGAAAAAAAGGGCUGUUAUUAUCGUAAAAAUAUUUAAAAUGGUGAUUGAUUGAUUGAGAAUGGAUGCAUGAACAUAGUCGAUAAAAAACAAAGAUAAAAUGUUUAUAGACUUCAAAAAGCGGAUACAGAUUAAGCAUCUGCUCUCCUUGUAUCUGCUGGCGGUGCUGGUUUUUUUAUCAACUGAGUGUAACGCAGAUAAUGACAAAACCGAACACAAGCAAGCAAAAGAGCACGAUGAACAGAAUAAAAACAGAGACACGGUCGAGAUUCCAGGGUUGGGGAUCGGUGGGCAGAUCGAUACGAUGCCGGGUAUCGGCAACGAGAACUCAAUGCAAACCGAUUCAACUGAGCCUUUUAUAAAUCAGUUGGAAAACAUAGUGAACAAUCAUCAGUACCACGUGAAAUUAGAUAAUCCAUUUGAUGCAAUACAUUUGCCACACAGUGGGCCACCUGUCCAUCAUCCCGAGCCUGAUUACCAUAUUCCAAUGCCAGAGUACCAUCAUGAGCAGGAGUACCAUCACGAGCCGGAGUACCAUCAUGACGAAACCGAAGUACAUCACCAUCACCACCAUCCGGAACCCGUGCAUGUGAUUCACGAACAUCCCCCACCCCCACCUGAGCCUGUAUAUAUUCCGAUACCUAUUGUUCAGCCCCCACCUCCACCUCCGCCCCCUCCACCACCACCCCCUCCUUGCACUGUUACUAUCCCAGUGGCUAUAAAAUUGAAGGGACAGCUAGCUAUCAAGAUGAAGUUCAAUGCUAAUAAAGACAAAACUGUGGAUGCUAUCGGGCCUGUAAAUGUAAUGAAGGCUGCAGCAAGAACAGUGCUUGAGUAUCCAAAUUUCAGAUUCACGCUUCUAGGGAAGGAUAAAAAGGCUGGUGCAGCUACUGGGGCUAAAAGAGAUGAAAUUAUCAAAGAAAUUGGAAUUAUAGAGAAGAAGGUCCAAAUACCAAGUCUCUUAGUACCAGCGGCUGCAUACAAAAGGGGUGUCACGGUCAGUUUACCCAAGGGCCAGCACGCAUUCUUGAGAUGUACGGAUAAAAAGUCUUCGGAAAAAGGUUCAAAAUCAAAGUCGAAAGAGCAAGACAUAUUUGUUACCGAUGAUAAAAAGAAGGACCCCGAUCCCAUUACAAUGCACGCUCUUAAGCCUGAUGAUGAGAAAAACACAAGUGAAGAUGAAAACAAGAAGAUUGUGAAAGUAGCGGCAGAGAAGGACAAAAAAGAUGAGAAAGAAAACAAAGAGAAAGAAGAUAAGGAAGGAAAAGAGAAGCAAAAGUCUGAUGAGAAAAAAGAUGAUAAGAAAGAUGAAAAAGACGAUAAAACAAAAGGAAAGGAAGAGAAAGAUGACAAAGAAAAGAGUUCAGAAAAAGGAAAGAAAGAUGAUGACAAAAAAGAAGCUGCAAAAGUAGAUGACAAAGAGAAAGAAAAGGAAGAUGACAAAAAGAAAAAAGCUGAGCAGGACGCAAGUGAAGACAAAAAAGGAGAGAAGAACAGCGACACCGAAUCAAGCGAGGAAGCUGCAUUCACUAGCAAUAUUGGUAAUACAGAAUUUGAGCUAAAACUGCCAGAGAAUAUUGAGUCAUAUACAUCAGAGAACGGUGGGCAAGCGAAUAACGCAACAUUUGAUGGUAAUUCGGGAGAGAAAAAACACACAGCUGCAACAACAAAUGGGCAAAGUCCGCAAACCACCGCAACAAAGCCAGAAAGCUUUAGUCAAGGUUUCUCCGAUGCAAAAGUUUUCGAGAAAGCUUUAACAGAAGAAAGUGAAAAAGCGAGCAACGACGAUCAAUUGAAGAGGCAAUUGCUGUCUUUAUUUGAUAAGGAUAUGAUGGUGUCUUUGUAUAAGAUGGCAAUUAAGGAUCUAAUGAGUGAGUUAGGAUUGCGAAGCUCAAACAAACUUGAAUCAGUGACGAGUAUCAGGGGUAAAAUUAAUGGAUUACAGAAGCAACAGGUUGAGCUAGAGCAUCACUAUCCAGGAAUAACUAGGAGCUUGGUGACUUAUAACCAAUAUCUGCCAAAAAUACAAGGGUACCUGAACAAGAUUACAGUUGGGGACGAGGACGAAACCACUGAUGACGUAACGUCACAGAUCGACAAGCGGUCGAAAACAGCUGUCCCUGAGCUGAGAAAGCUCAUCGAAGAGCUGAAAAAGAGAGAUUUUGACGAUGAGAAGUCGUAUUACCAGGUGGAUGAGAGUUCUUCGAAUGACGACCCGUCGUAUGAUGAUUGCGUCGAUGAGACCUGCAGGCAUCAAAAGCAGAUGAUCAAGACAGCACACGAGUACUUCGGUAGCUUAGAUGCAUUGGCAAUGAAACCAUACGAGAAGUUCUACAAGGGAGAAGAGCCAGCUUCAAAUCAUGUUCAUAAAGGAAUAAAACGAUCUUCAAGGAAAUCUAGGUUUGUGAAAAGUAAAAGGCCCACACCAGAAUAUGACGAAGAAGAGAAUGCCUUGUUAAGAGACACCCUUUUUAAGGCAUUAACGCAAGCCUCCGGGGUUGAAAAUCCAGAGGCGAUAGUUCAACUAGCAGGCAAGCUACCAAAGGUUCCAGUGAGGAUCACACUUAAUCCUAGGGGGCCAUUGGCAAAGCUACGACGUCCUAUCCAGAUUGAUCUACGACCGUCGUCAGAAGAAGAUGCAACUCCAGAGAUAGUGGCCCGAACAAGCCCGGGCGUUAGCGUUUCCGUUCCAAAAUCGAUAUAUCAGGAUUCAGAGGAUGAGAGCCAUGACAUCAACAAAGAUGCAUAUGCUGAUAUCAAACGGAAUAAGGUUCCGCAUGCAAAGCGGGCAAUGAUCGGAAAUCGACGCGGAAAGAAGAGGGGAUUUCAUAAAUGGAUGCAGAAGGGUAGAUUGCACAAAAAAGCGAGAGCAAGACACCAUAUAAGCCAAAAGGUACAACGAAAAAACCACCAUAAGAAAGUGAAAGUAGGGAAGAAAUCAGCGAAAAAUAGGCCGUUCCCAGUGAUUAAGGAGAACACAAUGUCAGCAGGCCUGAAUACUCCAGACGACACUCCUUCCACUAUCGCUGAGAACGUCCAAGGCCAAAGUGACGUCAAAGCAGAAGUCAACGGACCCAAGGACCCUUACACAGAAAUUGGCCUAGCAGAUGAAGCACUUCAUAGUCCAAAAGCACCUGAGAGUGAGUCAAAAGAUGCUGAGAAGGAAUUUGCUACAAACACACAUAUGGAAUCAGAAAGCCAACGCGAACUUGUAAGUGAAACAGCUGCAACAGGAAAUGUUGCUGGUACAGAAAGAAGCAAGGGUAGCAGCGAUCCAUACGCUUCAAUGGGAAUACCUGUGGCUGAAACAGAAGAUCCAGGCUACAGACCAUCAAAGAAGGCCACAGUAAAUGGCCUUCCGUUGACGAACCCAACUAAGAAAAUCUCACAGCCGAAAGGUGGCACUUCAGCUGUUGGGGGCAAGAAAGACCCGUACCUUGAUAUGGGGACACCUGUCCUUACAGCUGACAAGAGAGCUCACGACACCAAGUCGUCGCAGGUAUCCUCGAGAUCUAUCUUACUACAACAUAGCAAUGGCACUGUGGUGUCCUCCGAUCAGCGACAGGGGGUUUCUGAAGGUAAACGAAAUCCCUACUCAGAGAUGGGUGUUUCAGUGGAUUUUCCAGAGAAGAAAAGCAACUCUAAUGGAAAGAAAGAGGGGAAAGGGACUAAUGCAAUGUUAAUGGGUACCCCUGUUACAGAACGAAGAAUGUUGAUGAAGCACCAGGAUCCUUAUGCAGAUUUGGGGUCUUCGUCACUUCUUGACAACGAUAAAGGCAGCUCAAGUAAAAAGACAACAACAGAGCCACUGAAAUCAAAAGCAGAUGUCGCUGAACUUACUGAAAAGCUUAAUAAGUUACUAGAGAAGGCGAGAGAGAUUUCUAAGGGCCAACAAACGGAAGACGGUCAGCUAGGAAAGAUUAAUAAAGGCAAUUCAACGACAGCUGUUAGAGAUCCAUAUGCAGACGUAGGGUCGCUAACCAAGAAGACAACACAGAGUUUACCUGGAUCAAAGAAAGAUUUCGACUCAAGCACAGAGGAAGAAGAAUUUGACGUGUCUACGAGCGAGCCAAAAAGCAAUUUACAAACAGGCUCUAGCGAUACUCCUGCGCAAGGGAUCUCCGGUAAUUCGGUAACAGGCAUGGCUGAAUCAAAAGAAAGCAAAACAUUUUCGACAAAAACACAAGAAAAAGUGGCGCAACACAGAAGGAAGGACCCAUAUGCAGAUGUAGGCAGUGCUGUUGACAUCAAAGAGAAAAUAAUGGAUGUGCCGUAUGACCCUGCAUGCCCGUUACUGAUAGAUUCGGAUGAGGAAAGUAUUGAAGAUGAAAUACUUGGGAAGAAAUCGCAACAGAAACAUGUUUCAAGGAUCGACUUUGGGCUGGAUAUGCAGCUAAAAGCCUCUAGCAAGCCCAAAGAAAAAACUGAUACAAAAUUUGUCCCUGCUUUUGAGGACGAUAAUGAAGAACUACUCACUUACUGCCUAAGGGAGAGUGGGUUUCUUUCUGAUGAUGAUGGUGAUGCUACAACAGACAUAAAUAAGGAUAAAAAUGCUGAUGAAAUUUCAAAGAAUGAAGAGAAAAAACAUGGGGUUGAUGAUAAGAAGUACAAGAAAAAGAAAAAGAAAGAUAAAAAGAAAGAGACUGCCACCUAUAGAAAAGAGAAGAGUGCAAGGGAGCUUUCAAGUGACAAAGAUUUAUCAAAUGAUAAAAAAGACAAUAGUGAGAAAUUAGAUUCUAAGAAAUCUCACAAAGGUGGGAACAAAAGAGUAGAAAAGUCUUUUGAAGUUACUAAGCAGACAAAAGUUACUAAGGAUAAAAAGAAGUCAAGGAGAUCUUCUAGCAGUUUAAAUGAAAGUGAGAAUAGCUUUAGAGCAGGAUCAGAUGAUGAUGAUGACAUUGACAUGAUAGUUGUCAAAGAGUUGGAAGAGGAUUUGGCUGAUUUUCCCUUGAGUAAAACUGUAGAUGGAGGAUUAGAAAACAAGGAAAAAACACCACGUAGUUCUAGAUCAAAAAGUAAAGAUGGUAAAAAUAUAAAGGAAAGUUCAAACAAUAGGCAUGAGAAAAAUGAAAGUAGAGAAAAUGACGAAAAACAUAGAAGUAAAGAAAAGGCAAAGAAACGCAAACGCAAGAGAAGCAAAAGUAGUCACAAAAGAUCUCAAAGUCCAGAUGCAGAGCCUGAAAAUAAAAAGAAGCGAAAAAAUAGACACAGAGAAAAAUCAAAGGAAAGGAGUAGUGUAAAGAAGGAUGAAGAAAGGAAGGAUGAGCAUUUAAAACAUAAAAAGAAGCACAAGCAUCAUUCAGAUGAGGAUGAUCCUGAGAGAAAAGAGAGGAAACACAAGAAGAAAGAUAAUAGCAAAAAGCUUGAAGAAAGUGAGCCAAGAAGCAAAGAAAAAGAUGACACACAGAGAAAAUCUUCAUCAUCUAGCCACAACCCCCAUAAAAGGCAUCAUUCAGACAGAAGCCAUUCAGAGAAGUCAAAGCAGAAGGAAGUUGACUUGAAAAUGAAAAGCAAAUCAGAACCCAAUAAAAGGGAAAGAAGACAUAGUGAUCAUAAAAGAGAAAAGCACCAUAGUGAGAAAAGUGAGAAGAAAGACAACAAUAAAAGAGAAGGGCAGGAUAACAAAAAGGAACACACAAGGCAUAAAGGAACAGGCCCUCAAACCUUUGAUUCUAAAGGAUCAAAAGAAAAAUUCAACUUAGAUAUUGAAGAUGGUCGUAAAAAGGUUAUUGAGAAAGCAAAGAUUAAAAAGGAAGUAGAUAUUUCUAAGAAGAGUGAAAACCUCAAACUUCAAAAAGAAGAAGAAGUAAAGGAUGAACUAGAUGGUUCUGAUACUGACAGUGAAUUUGAAAGGCUGAGUGAUAUAGAGAGAGAAGUGGAAAAAGAAGACAGUGCACCAGAAGAUUCUGCAUUUGACAAGGGUUUUGAAAAUCAAAAGAGUAGCAUUGGAAAUGACAAAGACAGUGUUGCAAAACCCCAAGAUUUUGUUGAUCAAAAUGUUAGCAAAGAAGGUCUGGAUAGUGAACAGGCCAAGGAGCAAAAUGAAAUGUCUAAAGAAAACAGUGCAGAUGCUGUUGAGGUGAAAGUAAAUGAAAAAGAUGCAAUCAACAAUGUUUCUGAAAAAGAUGUUAUUGAAAGGACCAGUAAAACUGUUAAUGAUGACAAAAGUGAACAAGAGGUUUCAGAAUCAGUUGUUAGCAAACAGGAGGCUGUUAAACUGAACCAAGAGAAAAGACCUUUCAAGCUAUUUUCAAAAGAGGAAACAAAAAAAUUGAAGCAAGAACUUCUGGUUAAAAGUGGUGCUAUAGAUCAUGAAAAGAUGAUUGAUGAAGAUGUCAAGGAAGAAGUAACAAAGAAAAUGGAGUGUGAAAAUGAAAAUGAAGCAGAGUUUGAAAAAGUUGAAUCAGAAGAGCCACCAAAAUCAGAAAAAGAGAAAGUUGAUGAGAGGCAAGUAGAGAAAGAUCAAGAGGAAGUUGGAGAUGAUGGGAAAGCAACAAAGAAUUUACAAAAAUCAAAAGAUGAUCUCUUUGAUGACAUAUUUGCUCAAGAAGACGACUCUGAAAACAGGGAAAAUGAUGGACUUGCUAAAAUGUUGGGCAAGGAUGAGGAGACUAGUCCAAAAAGAUUGUCAUUCAAAAAACAGAUACCUUUGCAAGAGAAAAAGGAAGUAGUUCCUAACAAUGAAAAGGGAGAAGAAAAGCCUGCAAGAAAAACUCCAAAGCUUAAAUUGGAAGAUGGCAAAUUGGAUGGAAAAAAUGGAGAAAGUCCUAAGGAUAAGAAAUUAAGGAGCCCGAGAGAGAUGGUUAUCCCUGGACUAGAACCAAUAUCUAUCCCUGGUUUAGAACUAAGCAGCAUCAAAGAAAAAGUGUCUGAGAAAGAAGAAGUUAAAAAAUCACCAUCUAAAAUCCCACUUUUGUUUGAUGAUGAAGCACCAGCUCAGAAACUAGGAAUACCAAAAACACCAGAGUUCUCGCCACCCAAAGAAAAAGCAGUAAAAAGAAAACAGCCUUACACACCUCCAGAAGAGUUUAGUGGAAUAGGGAAUGAAGCAGAAAUAAAUCAAACAGAUAGAUAUUACCAUCUUGAGGCUGAUGACUCCCCAUACAAUCCAGAAGAUCUGACACUUAUGGAUAUUGGUUUAUCACCUGUUGAUGCAAAGAACCUCCAGCAAGAUGCACUUAAAGGUGCUGUUGAAUUGAGACUGAAAGAACCCUUUUCUGGAUAUGAAAACCCAACUUGGCAAAAGAUUAUUGAAGCUAAAUCAAGGCAUGAGGUAAAAAGACAGAGUAGAAAAGGCCAUGAUAAACACAAAAUUAAAGGGUUUGCAAAGCCCCAAUCAUCAAAACAGCAAAAGAUGGUUGACAUGUUGGUUAGACAAUCAAGAGUGGAGCAAGAAUGUAAAGAAGUUUUGAAGCUGUAUUACAAAUCAAAAGAAAUAACCAAAGAGGAAUACAAAUCAAUUUUACGGAAAGCUGUCCCUCAGGUUACGAUGUCUAACAGCCCUAUUAUUCCAGAGAAAAUUAGAUCGUUGAUGAAGAAGUUUGUCUGUAAAAGCAAAGGCCAAAGGUUGAUGGCUGGGAGUGAAAAGAGAGAUAAAAGCAAGUCAAAGACGCGUUCGUCAUCUUCCCAGUCUUUCAGCCACUCAUUAACUUUUCCUGGAGAAAAAAGAUUCCGGUAUCUGAACCCGGACCUACCAAUGCCCCCAUUGUAAUGUGGGAAACCGGACUUGCGAUUUUUUUCGGCAAAAAACCAACGAUAUGGCGCAAAGUGCCGUAACAUUUUAACUUCUAACAGAGUUAUAAAGAACCUAAACCCCAUGCUUAGAUUACAUGGCCCCGAGAUGAUGUUUUUAACUAAAUGUUUAUGAAUAAUAUUCGGGCAAGGACAUAUCUGACUUCGCAUUUCAUUCAGUCACAGUAAGAUAGGUAUGUGAUACACAUUACGUAAGAUAUUUUACCAAUUUCUGAAGUGAUAGAAUUUGAUUUGUUUCUUUCUGUAAAGAUAUUAUUAAAGUGAGUUCAUCAGGGGUUGAAUGCAAUGUCUAGACCUGGCCUUUAUCGCUGUAUAUAUGUCGUUGUAGUUUUUUUUGUAUUCUUAACUGGAGCUUUUUUCUAAGUAAAAUCGAAUUCAUAAGUACAUUUGAGACGUUCUGAUGCCAGUUGGAACCAUGGGAGUCAGCAGAUAGCGUAACAAGUUAGGGAAUCUUGAUUUCAGGAAAUUUCGAGAUAGGACCAUAAGCACAUUCCUUAAUGAAAAAUGUGAUAUAUUAUCUAGAUAAACAUAAAGGUGAACAGAUAGACUGUCCAACUAACUUAUUAACAAUGAUAUAUUAUGGUGCUGGCUCUAACCAUAAUCCCUAUUGAGUUCAACCUCAACUAUGUUUGCCCAAGGUGAAAUUAAGACAACUUCGUAUUUAGCUGUAACAUCACACUGUUAAGACCAUGAGUUAGUUGUACAACUGCCACUAUGGUUCACUCGGCUUAGCUCAUGCUUCUAUAUAACUUGUUCAUGUUUCUGCUAAAUUUUUGUUAAAUGCCUUUUCCCAUCCAUAAAUAAACACCCACCCAUUUUGAAAAAGACAUUACUUCUGCCAUGCUACCUCCUCAUCAUUUACAUUUUCAACCGUUUUUGUAACACAGAUUUUGCAGCUUCAAAAUUGAAUGUCACAGGAGGCAACGUGUCUCAAAAACCGUUUUAAUUUAUAAAAUUGAGAAGCCAAUUCCCUUCACCUGAACUUGCAAUUUUCUUGUGGAAGCAGAUUCGCUUUUCCAAGGCUAGUGCACAACUUCUUAUAGGUUAAUCUGAUCUUAGGCAUUUUGACUCUUGGGUGUUCGUACUGAUAAUUUCCUUUUUAACAUGAGUUACGGAUUGCUUUUGUGUAUUUUCAAUGCGAUUAAAAGUUGCAGAUAAUGUAUAGUAUUUGAAGAUGAA